UUAGGCAUGAUAACUAGGCUAUUUACUCUCUUUUACUUAAAAAUAGGAAGUAAGGAAUUUCUUUUUCUUUUUUCUGUUCUUUUCUUUAUUUCUUUUUUUUACCACGCACACAGAUCGUUUUGAAAUAAUGUUUUCUGGUGUAUGAAAUAUAUAAGAUAGCCUUUUCUUGCUCUCUCUUAACCUGAUCAGGAAUGAUUAAAAGUGUAAAGUAAUUUUCUUCUCUUUGAUUUUAUGCGUUUAUUAUGUAUAAAUCUAAACAAGUUUUGCAAACUUGUUAAAAUCCCUGUCUGCUUUAACUGCAAUAGUGAAGCAAGGUGUGGUAGCAGUAGAUCAUACUAUGAUAAACAAAGAAUGAAGAUGAUGUCUGUGUCUCAAAACAUAGCGAGCUCACUAUCUAGACAGCAUUUUCAGUGUUUUAGAAUAUAGAAUGCUGCUUUGGAGCACAAUGUGAGUAUACAAUGAUCAAUUCAGCCAGGCCAGUUAUUAACUUAUCAAGUUUAAGAGGUUUACUUCGGCAACAAUCAGCUCUUUGUCUGGCAGAGUUCUGAAUCAUGGCAUGCUGAUUUGUCAAUAUAAUUUAUCCACGUGCUGUUUUCUGCUUCUCGUUGCAGCUCAUUUUUUGACACUGAUCCAGAGUUUCACCAUGUCAAGUGGAGUUUUGGCCCGUCUGAGUACGCUCACUUUGAGUAUACAGCAGCUGGGUCAAUUACCACACUUGUCGCACUGGUUUCCCCGUCUACCUUUACCUCAAGCCACCGUACUCGCAUCUGAUGUGCCGAGCCUGUUUCGUGAGCCCUAUAUCUUGUCGGGCUAUCGUCCAGUGCAUCAGGAAUGGCGGAGCUACUUUUGUAGCCUCUUUCAAUGCCACAAUGAGUCACUCAAUGUAUGGACACACCUGCUGGCAAUUCCUGCCAUUCUACUCCAGUUUUCUUUAUGUGCAGGGACAUGGGAGCUGAAGCUCAAUAUGGCGUCUUUGCCUCUGUUUUUGUACGUGUUGUCGUCACUUACCUACCUCAGUUUCAGCGUGGCUGCCCAUCUGCUGCAGUCACAGUCUGAACUGUCCCAUUACACCCUUUUCUUCAUAGACUACGUUGGUGUAGCUAUUUACCAGUAUGGCUGCUCUCUAGGCCACUAUUUUUACUGUUCAGAGCCAUCAUGGAGGCACAGCCUAGGUGUUGUGUUUCUGCCUGGUGCUGCGGUCCUGGCCUGGUUGUCCUGCACCAGCUGCUGCUACGCUAAAUUCCGUUACCACCGCCCGUACCCGGUCCGCCGGAAGAUCUGCCAGAUCAUUCCCACCAGCAUGGCUUACAUGCUCGACAUCAGCCCGAUUGCACACCGCCUGGUCACUAGAUCUUGGGAUGAGCCGGUGUUGGUGUUUCAUGCCCUACAAGUGGUGUUUUUCAUGCUAGCGGCUCUGUUUUUCUCUUGUCCUGUUCCUGAACGCUUCUUUCCAGGGAGAUGUGACAUUGUCGGCCAUGGACAUCAGAUCUUCCAUAUCUUCCUGGCUAUGUGUACUAUGUGCCAGCUAGAAGCAAUGUUUAGAGACUUUCUGGUGCAUCGGCAGUCUGUUGUAGAUGUGCAUGGAGAACAUUUCAUUAUGUUGGCUGGAGGAUCGUUCUUCUUGUUGGUGCUGUGCAGUGUUCUAACUGCAGCUCUUAUGAGAGGAGCUGUGCAAAGGCAACUGAAGAAAAAAGACUGAAAACUAUUUUGAAAAGAUUUUACCAAGCAUUUUUUGCUUAGUUAUGUACUGUAUUACCAAGAGUUACCUUUAUUAAUAUAAGUUGUCAAAUUAAAAUAGUUUUAUUUUAAUGCAUUUAUUAUGAGAAUUGCGAUGGGAAGUCUUUUCUUUCUUUCAUUUUUGUUAUAUUAAUAGUCCUACAAAUCAAAUGAAACUCAUACUAAAUGGGGUUUUCCCACAAAUUAAUUCACUGCUGAGUAUAAUCUUCCACUUAGCCGACAUUCCUCUGAGAUCCAGUACUGUAUGGCUUUGCAGAACUGGCUUGUUUACAAAAGUUUGAGAAUGAAUUUUUCGAAGGCAAAAACAUUCAAAUUAAGGAGAAAAUAUGGAUUUGGCCCAAAUUAGAAUGAGGGAGAGUUGGAGGGGUGAGGGAUAAGGGAAACAAAGAGGCUACUUUUAUUUUGCACCCAGUGUUGUCAGGCAACAGUGUUGUGGUGGAGGAACAGAUCAGCUCUUGUUUGCUUCUUGUUUAUCUUAUAGAACAUUCAUAUAGAAUAUAAAUACUCUGUUAAAAAAAAAUGCCAUCUGUAAGCCUGAACAAAAAAAAUCAUGCU
Molecule: messenger RNA, 2292 nt
Organism: Carassius auratus (goldfish)
Lineage: Eukaryota; Metazoa; Chordata; Actinopteri; Cypriniformes; Cyprinidae
Gene: paqr8
Product: progestin and adipoQ receptor family member VIII
Biological process (GO): response to steroid hormone
Cellular component (GO): plasma membrane
Molecular function (GO): steroid binding; nuclear steroid receptor activity
Source: RefSeq, a predicted model, not a curated record